AUGAUCUCGAGCCCGCCUGCGACUCUGCGAGACGUUUUGUAUCGCCACCCGCAAGCCGUCUCCGGAUCUCCGUCUCUGCCAGCCACGGCGGGAGCCUGGAGGGGGGCGUGAGGCUUGAUUAACGAUGGCACAAAGGGCCCACUAUCAGUACUUUCAUACCUAGGGUAGAUACUUACUUACAUAGGCAUCGGUGACGAAAGCUGAUAUUGAGGCCUGGGUGGGAUGUGCAGUGUGUGUGUUUUUUUUCCUCUUUGUCUGUUUCUUUUACUUGCACGUUCACUCACGUCUGGACAGUGGAGUCUGGAGUCUGGACACGCAUGUGCGGUAAUCUCGGCCCUGCAUUGGGCUUACAUAAAAAGUUGCUCACGAAGGAGGGAUCCGGAGGGGGAGCGGUGGGUGGUGGUGGUGGUGGUGGUGCCGGUGUUGUUGGACCCUUGAACUUGAGGAUUGCGGUGCGGGGCGGGGGGAAGUCGAGACGCUGCAGAAACAAUAUC
This is a messenger RNA of Tricharina praecox, 494 nucleotides long. RefSeq lists its product as uncharacterized. The record is from RefSeq and is a predicted model, not a curated record. Bases 223 to 438 code for a protein of 71 amino acids. NCBI's taxonomy places the organism in Eukaryota, Fungi, Ascomycota, Pezizomycetes, Pezizales, Pyronemataceae. The transcript has 2 exons.